This is a messenger RNA of Platichthys flesus (European flounder), 7751 nucleotides long. RefSeq names its product cytoplasmic linker associated protein 1a (gene clasp1a). Gene Ontology annotation, cellular component: mitotic spindle; cytoplasmic microtubule; spindle microtubule. The coding region runs from base 696 to 5423 and encodes 1575 amino acids. Gene Ontology annotation, molecular function: kinetochore binding; microtubule binding. Gene Ontology annotation, biological process: mitotic spindle assembly. Lineage: Eukaryota; Metazoa; Chordata; Actinopteri; Pleuronectiformes; Pleuronectidae. The record is from RefSeq and is a predicted model, not a curated record. The transcript has 42 exons.
GUCCCGCAGGCAGGCAGGCAGCAUUCCGGGCGGAGAGAGUGAGAGAAAGACACCGGAGCUCCGAGGCCGCACACUGUCACGUCUACCGCCGCAGAACAGGAGCUGAGAGUCCGGAGCAGCGGCCUCGGUCCAGCAGGGUAUGGGCUCUCCAGGCCAAACACCACGGCAAGAAAUGGAUCUCUGAGCUGCUCUGUUUCAUCCAUCUCCAUUUGCUGCCUUGCGUUCUGCUCGCCUAAACCACCUCCUCUGCCCCUGCUGAAGCGGUUUGGCUCAGACUCCUUUCAGAGAAGAAGAAGGGGGGAAAAAACAAACCCAAGUGGGAGGGCGUAGUAAACUUUCCCCAGCUGCCGUGCAGACACACACAUGCUGCAUUACUGCCAUUCCCAAAGCCCUGCUCCAUCCAUCCCUAGGGCACGGCCACUAGCCUGCUAGCGAGCUAGCACUUGGCACCAAAAGAAGCCCUGUCCUCGGGUGUAAAGAAAAAUACAAACAGACUGUGUACACUUGGCCCUUCCUUUCCUUCUCCCUUUGCCAGUGAGCCAGGCACAUUCCCACCAACUGGGGCUUCUUUAGUUUAGCUGUCAUUCCCACUGCUCUAAACAGUGGAGGGUUGUUACUCGCCAGCCAGUCGGUCAUUCUUUCAUUCAGCGCGGCGGACUGAGGAAGCCGCAGGAGUUAUUUAAUCCGAGGCCAGGAUGACGGAGCCCAGCAUGGAGCACUGCCUGGCCCUGGUCCUGCAGAAGGAUGUGGGCCGACGGCUGCAGGUGGGACAGGAGAUCUUAGAUUACAUCUUGGACAAGGAGAAAUCUCACGACAUGGAGCAGGAUCAGACGGCCCUGGACAAGAUGGUGGACGGCAUCGCCAGCUCCUGGGUCAACUCCAGCCACUUUAAGGUGGCUCUGCUCGGCUUGGACCUGUUAUCUGCCUUAGUGACGAGGUUACAGGAGCGGUUCAAGGCCCAGGUGGGAACAGUCCUGCCCAGCCUCAUUGAUCGUCUGGGAGAUGCCAGAGACCAAGUGAGAGACCAGGACCAAACAGUGCUGCUGAAGAUCAUGGAGCAAGCUGCCACCCCACAGUACGUCUGGGACAGAAUGCUGGGAGGCUUCAAACACAAGAACAACAGGACCAGAGAAGGAUUGUGCCUUUGCCUCAUCUCCACACUGAACACAUAUGGAGCUCAAAGCCUGACCCUCAGUAAAAUUGUUCCCCACAUAUGUAAUCUCUUGGGGGACCCCAACAGUCAGGUACGUGAUGGAGCCAUGAGCUCCUUGGUGACGAUCUACAGACACGUGGGCGAGAGGGUGAGGAUGGAUCUCAGCAAAAAGGGCCUGCCGCAGUCACGGUUGAAUGUAAUCUUCAGCAAAUUCGAUGAAGUCCAAAGAUCCGGGAACAUGAUCUCAUCUUCUGGCUCAGAUAAGAACUUCGAGGAUGAGGACUCUGUGGACGGAGGCCGGUCCUCCUCCUCCGCCUCCUCCAAAGCACCCCCCAGUGGCAGGAGGACUGUAGUGAGCUCUGUGAGAAGACCCAGCUCAGCCACCUCUUCUAAGCCCACAAAUAAAGAAGCAGCAGCUGGUGCAGUAGAUGAAGAGGAUUUCAUCAAAGCCUUCACAGACGUUCCAACUGUUCAGAUCUACUCUAACAGAGAGUUCGAGGACCAGCUGGGCAAGAUCAGAGAAGUGCUGAACGAUGACAAACACGACUGGGAGCACCGAGUGGUGGCGCUGAAGAAAGUGCGUUCGCUCAUAUUCGCCGGAGCCAUUGAAUACGAGGGGUUCUGUCAGCAGCUGCGUCUCCUGGAGGCUCCUCUGAAGAUGUCAGCUAAAGACCUGCGCUCUCAGGUGGUCCGCGAGGCCUGCAUCACGCUGGGACAUUUGUCAUCACUUCUGGGAAACAAGUUUGACCACGGAGCCGAGAGCAUCAUGCCCACGCUGCUGAACCUGGUUCCCAACAGCGCCAAAGUCAUGGCCACGUCCGGGGUGGUCACCAUCCGCCUCAUCCUCAGGAACACACACUACCCACGUCUCAUUCCCAUCAUAACCAGUAACUGCCUCUCCAAAUCAGUGGCAGUAAGACGACGCUGCUUUGAGUUCUUAGACCUCAUGUUACAAGAGUGGCACACCAACACCCUGGAGAGACACGUGGCAGUUCUGACGGAGACAAUCAAGAAAGGAAUUCACGAUGCCGACUCUGAGGCCAGAUCCAUUGCUAGAAAGUGCUACUGGGGCUUCCACGGUCACUACAGCCGGGAGGCGGAGCAUCUGUUCCAGGCGCUGGAGUCGCCCUAUCAGAAGGCCCUCCAGUCUCACCUGAAGAGCUCGGACAGCAUUGUGUCUCUGCCUCAGUCCGACCGGUCCUCGUCCUCCUCCCAGGAGAGUCUGAACCGACCUUUGUCUGUGAAGAGCGUCAUCGGAGGGAGCAUGACAAGGAAUAAGCUGGUUCCCUCCAGGGCGUCCACCACACCGGGUUCCCUCCAGCGCUCACGCAGCGACAUCGAUGUGAACGCAGCCUCCAGCUCCAAGUCCCGCUUGUCCACCGUGCCCGCUGCCUCCUCAGCAUUCAGCUCUGCAGCCGCCCUCCCUCCGGGGUCCUACGCCUCAUUAGGUCGUGUUCGGACCAGGAGACAAAGCUCCGGCAGCGCGGGUGGAGCCAAUACUUCAUUGGUGGACAGCAGGGGGCGAAGUCGAGCCAAAGUGGUCUCCCAGUCCCAGCGAUCCAGAUCAGCCAAUCCCAUCAGUGCUGGCAGUCGCUCCAGCUCCCCGGGCAAGCUGCUCGGCCACGGCAGCUAUGGCCGGAUCCCUCGAGCCACGGUGUCCGCCUCCACCACGCCGGCUGACAAGCGCACCAGGAUCCCUCGAAGCCAGGGCUGCAGCCGAGAGACGAGUCCCAGCCGACUGGGUCUGGCCCGGAGCCGCAUUCCCCGUCCCAGCAUGAGUCAAGGUUGUAGUCGCGACACCAGUCGUGAGAGCAGCCGCGACACCAGCCCUGCUCGGGGCUUCGGCCCUAUGGCUUCCCGACGUCAAUCCCGUUCAACCAGCGCUCUCUCCACAUCCGACCCCCACGGCCAGUCAGACCGUUACGGUUUGAUUCAUCAAGCGAGAAUCUCUGCAUCAGUGAACGCCAUGAGGGUCCUGAACACCGGCACUGAGGUGGAGGCAGCCGUUGCCGAUGCUCUGCUAUUAGGAGACUCCAGGAAUAAGAGGAAGCCACUGAGGCGGAGGUACGAGUCCCCGGGGAUGUACUCUGAUGAUGACGCCAACAGUGACGCGUCCAGCGCCUGCUCCGAGCGCUCCUACGGGUCUCGAAACGGAGGAAUACCUCAUUACCUGCGCCAGACAGAGGACGUGGCAGAGGUCCUGAACCACUGCGCCAGCUCCAACUGGUCCGAGAGGAAGGAGGGACUGAUGGGUCUGCAGAACCUGCUCAAGAGCCAAAGAAUACUGAGUCGAGUGGAGCUGAAGAGACUUUGUGAGAUCUUCACAAGGAUGUUUGCAGAUCCACAUAGCAAGAGAGUGUUCAGCAUGUUUCUGGAGACGCUGGUGGACUUCGUCACGGUGCACAGGGAGGACCUGCAGGACUGGCUGUUUGUCCUGCUCACUCAGCUGCUGAAGAAAAUGGGGGCAGACCUGCUCGGCUCCGUCCAGGCCAAAGUCCAGAAGGCCCUGGACAUCACAAGGGAGUCUUUCCCGUUCGACCAACAGUUCAACAUCCUGAUGAGGUUCAUCGUGGAUCAGACUCAGACGCCAAACCUCAAGGUCAAAGUGGCCAUUCUGAAGUACAUCGAGUCCCUGGGUCGACACAUGGACCCGACGGACUUUGUCAACUCCAGCGAGACGCGCCUGGCGGUGUCUCGCAUCAUCACCUGGACGACUGAGCCCAAGAGCUCUGACGUUAGGAAGGCGGCGCAGGUGGUCCUGAUCUCCUUGUUUGAGCUCAACACCCCCGAGUUCACCAUGCUGCUGGGAGCUCUGCCCAAGACCUUCCAGGACGGAGCCACCAAGCUGCUCCACAACCACCUGAAGAACUCCAGCAACACCAGCAGCAACGUGGGCUCACCGAGCAACACCAUUGGUCGGACGCCGGCACGCCACACCCCCAGCAGGACCAGCCCCCUCACCUCCCCGACAAACUGCUCCCACGGCGGACUGUCUCCAAGUCGGUUAUGGGGCUGGGGUGUCGACGGCCUGUCAAAGCACCCCCCUGCUCCUGCUCCUGCUCCUCCUGCUCCUGCUCCUCCUCAGCCUCACUCCACCCCUGCCACCCCCUCCCAAAGGGUCCUGCGCAGAGCAUAUUCCCCCAGUAUGAUGGAGUACGACACUGAGAACAUGAACUCGGAGGAGAUCUACAGCUCGCUCCGUGGUGUCACUGAGGCCAUUCAGAGCUUCAGCUACCGGAGCCAGGAGGACCUGAAUGAGCCAAUCAGACGGGAGGGCAAGAGGGACGAUGCUGCCGGGCGAGAAGGAGUAGCUCCGUCCCCUGGCUCUGACGCUCGCCUGGGCUUGGACGUGGUGGAAGGAGGUCGCACGGCCUUGGAUAACAAAACCUCUCUGCUCAACACGCCCUCGCCACGCUCCUUCUCCGGGCCGCGCGGCCGCGAGUUUGCUCCCUACGGCUACGGAGAAACCAUCUGUACCUAUGACAAGUCUGCCUUGAAGGAGGCCGUGUUCGACGAUGACGUGGAGCAGUUCCGUGACUUCGGUCAGGACCACUCCGACCUCGUAGCCGACCUCCUCAAGGAGCUGUCCAAUCACAACGAGCGCUCAGAGGAGCGUAAAGGCGCCCUGGUGGAGCUGCUGAAGAUCACCCGAGAGGACAGCCCGUCCGUGUGGGACGAGCACUUCAAGACCAUCCUGCUCCUCCUGCUGGAGACGCUGAGUGAUAAAGAUCACACCAUCCGAGCCAUGGCCCUGCGCGUGCUCAAAGAAAUCCUGAAGAAUCAGCCGGCUCGCUUCAAAAAUUAUGCGGAGCUGACGAUCAUGAAGACGCUGGAGGCGCACAAAGACUCGCACAAGGAGGUGGUGCGUGCAGCUGAGGAGGCUGCCACCACCCUGGCCGGCUCCAUCCACCCGGAGCAGUGCAUCAAGGUCCUGUGCCCUAUUGUCCAGACGGCCGACUACCCCAUCAACCUGGCCGCCAUCAAGAUGCAAACUAAAGUCAUCGAGCGCAUCACCAAGGAAUCCCUGGUGCAGCUGCUGCCCGACAUCAUCCCCGGACUCCUGCAGGGCUAUGACAACACAGAGAGCAGCGUACGCAAGGCCAGCGUGUUCUGUCUGGUGGCCAUCUACUCUGUGAUUGGCGAGGAUCUCAAACCCCAUCUGGCUCAACUCACGGGCAGCAAGAUGAAGCUGCUGAACCUGUACAUCAAGCGAGCCCAGACGACCAACAGCAACAGCAGCAGCUCCUCUGACGUCUCCUCUCACAGCUAAUGGAGCGGUGGGGGGGGAAACGGCGUGGAUGGGCGUGGGCGUGGCCGAGCUUCUCUAAGACUUCUCCGUGUCUGAGCUUCCCCUCCUCUUCCUCCUCCUCCUCUUUUUCCUCCUCCUCCUCAUCAUCACAAAGCUCCACUGCGCUUCUCUCCUGUUUCAAGGGGCUGCCGUCAACCUGUGUGUCCAGCCCCCCCCACCCCCCCAUCCCCGUGCUCUCAAUGCUUGUGAAUGUAACUCCGGGCCGGUUUCAGACUCGACUCGUUGAGAGUCUUGUGGACGUGGGGACGCCCCCCCGCCCUGCCUUCUGUCAAAGUUCUCCUCUUCCUCCCUGAGCUCAGAUCUGGGAGCAGCCGGAGUUCGUACACGAGUUAUUUUCACGUCAGAGGAGAGAAACGUGUCUGAGAUCAGUUUCAAAACAAUUCUGGAUGAAGUGUCAUUUGGCUGGCCCAAUGAUGGUAACACGCCUCUAGGCUGGGGGGGGGAUUCUGGUUUGGGAGCAUGAAAACCAAAUAUUACACGAAAAUGUGCAAGGGAACAAUGUGACAUAAAAAGAAAGUACUGUAUAAUCCUUUUAAGUUAAUGUUUUAAGUUAAUGAUCUGGCUUCAUAGAAGCCUGGGCUUUGAUUGUAGUCUUUUUUUUAUGUUUGUUUAUAAUUAAACGUGGCUCGUUCGAUUCAAUCCCCCUUUGACAAAAAUUCUCAGCUCGAGAAGUGACUCCUUCAAACGUGUGCACGUCUUAACGUUGAGCUGGAGAACAUGAGAUAUCCUUUGAAGUGCACCUUUUAGAAAGUUUGAAGUGAACUUCACGAUCAGCAGUCGAGCUUUGACCCGGGAGAAGUUGUGUGUCCUGUGUUUUCCCUCUGGACUCGUGGAACCGGAGCUUCUCACAAACCAGCGACACGGAAAUCCCGGCUGCUGCUCGGGACCACGUGCGCUGAGUGACUGUCUGAAGAGGACGGCUGUGUAAAUACUACAAGCUGAGACAGAGACACAGAGACACAGAGACACAGAGACACAGAGACUGUCAUGAAGACAUUCCCAGGCCUUAUUCACUUCACACACGACUGGGACUGCAGAGUGGGACUGGGACGUGCAGCACUGGGGCUCCAUUGCUCAAACUGUGAAUCUGCAGGAGAAUGAACCCUGGUGGAAUCUUUGCUGAAGAAGCAAACCCAGUAUGAGUUGUUGCUGCCCCCCCGACUUGUAGCCACAGCUUCUGCAAUAACCCUCAACACAAACACACAUAAAGGUUUUUUGUACAUACACACUUUUUCACCACUGCUUCGCAAAACUUUGAACAAAAAGUCAGUAAGAAGUGAAACAUGCUCCGGACUCUUUCUGCACGUUUGCAAAAAUAGCUCGCAUGAAAUCUGCAGCACUAUUUGUCGGCGUUGUGCGAUUUUUGCAGGGCCCAGGUUGUCGGCUGUUCAAGUGCACUUGUAACAUCCCCAGGUUCCUCAUCUCUGACGUGUGGAAGACGGUACAAAGUGGAUCAGCGGCUGUGGACCACAACACAACGUGUGUUUGGUAGAAAGCGAGUCGGUAGAUGUCGAGGAAAUCGAACCUCCGAGCACGAUUGUGUGUUUUAUCUUAUCAGCUCCAAGUCUGAGCUUUAAAAUGUUUGAUGAUCGGUGGUGAGGAUGAGUUUCCUCAUGGGAUCAGUUAUUUAUUAUUGGAUAUGAUUUGGUUGAUCGUGGUACAGUUCAUCUGCUGUAGAGAAGGAUCAGACUGCUACUGCUUCUUUCUUUUUAAAUUCUCCUCAUUUGCUAACUUCUAGCAAAUCAAUAACAAUGAUAAUAAGAAGAAUGAAUAUUAAUAGGAUGUUCACUUUGACACACACACACACACACACACUGAGACCAAGUGGCCAAUUCUGCUUAUCUAAGUAAACGAAUGUACAGAAUCUGCAUAUGUUUAUAAUUUGCUUUAUGAGUAUUGGUACUGAAAGUAAACAACGAUUUGCCUGCUUGACUUUCACCGACAUCCCUCGGACGCCCUCGCCGGUGAUCGGCCGAGCUUUUGCCAAACGAGGGUAAAGUCCAGCGAAGCUCCGGCACGGCUGCUCCCAGAACAGCCGGGAUGCCGUUCCCCUCGCCAGCUGUUCACUAUGCAUGUUCUGCAGCACACUGUCUUUCUUUUGUCAUGUAAUAUUCAUACCUGUAUUUAUAUAUUUUAUCUUAUUUUAUUUGAUUCUCUCAUGAUAAACUGUACAGAAUGUUUUUUUUGUUUUGUUCUGUUGUUUUUGUUUGUUAAAAUACACCUGUGAUAGAUUUGCAACGAUAAUAAGAAACUGUUUGCUCUCGAAAAAUAAAACCAACUCAGAGCUCA